Lathyrus sativus (Indian pea) is the source of this 588-nucleotide messenger RNA. The record is from the annotation of a GenBank genome assembly. Lineage: Eukaryota; Viridiplantae; Streptophyta; Magnoliopsida; Fabales; Fabaceae.
AUGGAAUUGAUUCAAGGUGCUGGUCGUGAACAAUUCACACAUCUUAGAAGCUAUGGUGAGGAGUUGUUAAAGUCAAAUCCAAACUCCACUAUUAAAAUUAAGUGUGUUGAUUCAGAUGGUGGUCCUAUCUUUGAAAGAAUAUAUGUAUGCUUAGAAGCUUGUAAGGCAGCGUUUGCAACGACGUGUAGGCCUCUAAUAGGACUGGAUGCUUGUUUUCUUAAAGGGGAUUUUGGAGGUCAGUUAAUAGGUGUUAUUGGUAAGGAUGGAAAUAACAAGAUUUAUCCAAUCGCUUAUGCUGUAGUGAAAGCUGAAACGAAAGAAUCAUGGAAAUGGUUCCUUAAUUUAUUAUUAGAAGACUUGCAAUCUAUACAAGACAACAAAUAUGGAUUUAUAUCAAAUCAACAGAAGGGAUUGGUACCGGAUAUUCUUGAGACAAGCCAACAUGUUGAACACAGACUAUGUGUUAAACACUUGUAUGGCAAUUGGAGAAAGAAAUAUCCUAGGAUAUUUAUGAAGGAAGCUUUAUGGCGGGCAGCUAGAGCCACAAUAAUUCUGGCAUGGGAAAGAGCAAUGAAUCAUAUGAAAUAG